Rosa rugosa (rugosa rose) is the source of this 1622-nucleotide messenger RNA. RefSeq names its product UDP-glycosyltransferase 87A1-like. NCBI's taxonomy places the organism in Eukaryota, Viridiplantae, Streptophyta, Magnoliopsida, Rosales, Rosaceae. Gene Ontology annotation, molecular function: UDP-glycosyltransferase activity. The coding region runs from base 102 to 1454 and encodes 450 amino acids. The transcript is spliced from 2 exons. The record is from RefSeq and is a predicted model, not a curated record.
UCCAUUUGAGCGUUCAUGUGAAAUGGCAUACUUGUCUACCACUCUCCUUCAACUCUUCUCUGGAAGCACGUAGUCAUUUCUCAACAAAAAAAACUUGAGAUAUGUCCAGGGAGGAGAGCUCCGACAUGGUUGACCCAACCUUUUCCCGCCACGUGGCGGCGAUGCCUUUUCCGGGCCGAGGCCACAUCAACCCGAUGAUGAACCUCUGCAAGUUACUCUCUUCCAAAAACCCCCAACUCCUCAUCACCUUCGUCGUCACCGAAGAGUGGCUCGGGUUCAUCGGCUCCGACCCGAAACCCGACAACAUCCGCUUCGCGACAAUCCCAAACGUCAUCCCCGCCGAGCGCCUCAAAGCCGCCGACUUUCCCGCCUUUUAUGAAGCCGUCAUGACUAAAAUGGAAGACCCCUUUGACCAACUCCUUGACCGGCUCGAGCCGCCGGUGACCACCAUCAUAGCCGAUGUAGAAGUACUCUGGGGAGUUGGGGUUGGUAUCAAAAGGAAUAUUCCGGUGGCUCUGUUUUGGACUAUGUCUGCCAAAUUUCUUUCAAUGCUUCACCGUUUUAAUUUUUCAGAUUAUGGAGACCAGGAAUUGGAUCAAAUAGAAGAGCUUGGAGAAGUGUUUGAAGCAAAUGAUCCAAAGGUAAUGAAGCUUGCUCUGGAAUGCAUUAAAAUGGUUCCAAAAGCACAGUACCUUCUAUUCACUUCAGUGUUUGAGCUUGAACCCAAAAUCUUUAACUCUUUGCAAGCUGAAUUAGCUUUCCCUGUGUACCCAAUUGGUCCUGCCAUACCUUAUUUAGAGCUAGAAUAUGAUUCAAGUAGUGACAAUGGCCUUGACUAUCUAAAAUGGCUAGAUUCCCAACCAAAAGGCUCUGUCUUGUACAUUUCACUGGGGAGUUUUCUUUCGGUUUCGAGUGCCCAAAUGGAUGACAUUGCUGCCGGGUUGCGAGAUAGUGGGAUUCGGUUCAUUUGGGUUGCGAGGGGAGAGAGUUCUAGGUUGAAAGAGAGCUGUGGUGAUAUGGGGUUGGUGGUGCCAUGGUGUGAGCAAUUGAAGGUUUUGUCUCAUUCUUCUGUUGGGGGGUUUUGGACUCAUUGUGGGUGGAACUCAACUCUUGAAGCUGUUUUUGGUGGUGUUCCAAUGCUUACUUUCCCUCUGUUCUUGGAUCAAGUGCCCAACAGUAGGCAAAUUGUUGAAGACUGGAGGAUUGGAAAGAGGGUUAGAGAGGUACAAGGCGAUGAGAGUUUGUUGACAAGGGACAAAGUUGCGGAGCUGGUCCAGAGAUUUAUGGACCUUGAAAGCGGCGAUGGAAAGGAAAUGAGGAAGAAAGCGAAAGAACUCGGGGAUUUGUGUCACCAAGCGAUUGCGGAAGGUGGUUCAUCUGAUAAGAACCUUGAUGGUUUGAUCAGGGAUAUAACCAAAGCUGCAGCCAUCAAGAGGACUGAUGUUCCUAUUUAGCAAGUUACCGCUUCCUUAUUAUUUACUUGUGCACCAUAGUGUAUAUACAUGGCCUUGGUGGCCUUGGAGUGUUCAAAAUGAAAAUCAGCCUUCAUGUUUUUGAUGAUGUAUGUAGUCCUUUUUGCUUUGGAAUCUAAAUAACUGCUUCAAUUAAUGCUCUUUUGGCUA